AUCACGGAAAUUCGGUUCMAAAAAACCCGCGUGCGUUAUUCCAUUCAUCAUUUCUAUUUACGCUUUCACUUAGGAUUUUAAGAGCGCCGUUUCAAAAUGUCUGGAAAGUUGAGCAGACUAUUGAUUUUGAAAGCUCUUUUAGUAACAUUUCCAUAUUACUCUGAAUUACAAAUCUCGAGUUCUAAUGCUAAGUUUAGUGUUCACAACGAAUCCGUGAAAAUUUCACCAGGCGUUUACAGAAAUGGGACGUUUCUUCUUGGAGGGCUAUUUGCCAUCCAUUUUGCAGCUAAAAACUCGACGAACUCUCUAGAAUGUGUUGGACGGUGGAAUGGAAGRGGAUUCGAGGAAGCAAAAGCCAUGUUGUAUGCGAUUGAGAAGAUAAACAAUGACAAAAGUAUUCUCCCUGGAGUUAAGCUUGGAGCAGACCUCAAAGAUACUUGUAAUAGCGUUGAUUUUGCAAUCCGUAGUUCGUUGAAUUUUAGCUUUAUAGAUAAAAAUAUCCAGACGAAUAAGUGUCCUUUGAGAAAACAGUUGGAUAUUUCAGAUACUAUAGCAAUAAUUGGUCCAGGAACMAGCGAUGUAGCCAUCGCUAUUACGAACUUAGCGGGCCUUUUCCACAUUCCUGUCGUCGACUUUUCAUCCACAAGUCGACUUCUGAGCAACCGUAUUCGCUUCAAAUAUUUCUUAAGGACAGUUUCGUCUGAUAUUCUAUUAUCAAAAGCGAUUGUUGAUUUGAUGCUUAGAUUUGGAUGGAACUUCAUUCAUAUUUUGUAUUCGGAUACAGAUUACGGACGCUCUGCUUUUGAGACUUUUGAGUACGUCCUUACCAAGAAUUCAAUGGCUGCAAAGAUCUGCAAAGCAACGAAAGCUUCGUUCAACAUCCAUUCAAGUAAAAAACAUCUGAAUCAAAUCGUCRAUGACAUUAAAUCCGAGCGACAAGCAAGAGGAGUCGUUCUGUUUACCACAAUACAAGACAUAGAGUUGAUCUUGAACAAGUUCGACGAAGAGAAUAUGAAAGACUACGUUUUCAUCUCGCCUGAUUAUUUUAGCGGUUCUAUCAAGCAAUUUAAUUGCUCACCUCGGAUGUUAAGGCGUUUAAUCGGUAUCGUUCCUCAUACAAACGAAGGAGUUUCWGUCCAUGAUAUUGUUGAAGAGUUCUCUUCAAAAUAUAUCAAGGAAUCUUUGCGGAAUACAAGGUGGGAGGAAGAGAGUCGAUAUGAAACUACAAGGUUUUGCCAUUCGCUGUUCGUUCCUUACGUAAUUGAUGCUGUUUAUGCUGUUGCAUAUGGAUUGCAUAAUAUAUUGAAUUGCAGUCAAGCAACUGGAUGCGGAAAUGCAGUGCAGAGAUUUGCAGAGUUAAACAGGAAUGGAGACGCCUUUCUUCAAAGUAUUCAGUCAGUCCGAUUCAAAGGYCUAACACGUGACCCAGUGUCGUUUACCAAACAUGGYGACAGCGAUGGAACGUACGACAUCAACAUCGUAAAUCCGCUGACCGAUACGUGGAUGAAGUUUGGCUCAUGGACGUCAAAUAUAUCUUACGAAGAUGGCGAUGAUGCUGUUAUUGGGAAUUUUUCUGUGCUGACGAUAGACGAACRAAUGCUUUGGGAAAUAUGGAACACGACGUACAAUGUUAGUGGGAUUCCUGUGUCARUCUGUGGAAGAAAAUGUCCGCCAGGGCACUGGAUGCGAAGCGAAGAGCAUCAUCAGACUUGCUGCUGGAAAUGCGAGCCGUGUACACGCAACCUCAUCUCCAACAAUCCCGUGAACACUAGCUGCAGAAAGUGUCCUCCACGCUAUUGGCCAAACRCCAACCACUCAUCGUGCAACCCAAUCGUCCCAACCUCAGUCCUCAUUACAGAUACUCCCGGAAUCGCCAUUGCCAUAGCAACAACACUUGGCUCAAUAACAGURAUUUUCGUUGCCAUGGUAUUCUUUUAUUACGGCGAUACGCAUAUCGUACGGUCUUCGAGCAAGAGGCUUUGUUUUGUCAUGUUGUGUGGGAUUUUGUUGGGUUAUGCGACGUCGUUGGCUUUGUUGUUUGAGAAGAGUGAGGAGUUGUGUAGGAUCGUUUUGUUUUCGUUUAGUAUCAGUUUUUGUAUUAUUGUGGGGACAUUGUUGACCAAGACCAAUCGUAUUCAUCGGAUUUUCAGCAAGAAAGCGAUGCGAAAUGGUACACCUCCAUUCCUAAGCGACAAUUGGAUGUUAUUAUUCAUAGCUGGCUUCGUAAUCGUAGAGGUGAUGAUCUGUAUCCUUAUUGUCAUGACAUCUGAGAAUACUUUAAUGGAGACGAUAUACACCGAAGUAUCAAACGAAGCCUUCGUUCAAUGUAAAUUCACUGCAACUUACGCCAACUACAACAUGGCAAUAUGGUGGACUUACAACACUGGUAUCGUACUAGUAUGUACCUACCAAGCYUAUCUUACAAGAAAAGUCCCUGGAAGUCAUAACGAAGCGAGAUUCAUUGCAUUUACAAUGAUAACAAUAUCAACCGAUGUUUUAGUGUUUUUUCUCUCUUUUUAUGGAACCGAAGGACGCUAUAAAGACAUUCUUGUCAGCACGUUUUUGAUUAUUGCUGUAACAGUGACGCUCUGCUGURUUUUCCUGCCGAAAGUUUACGUCAUUUUACUAAAACCAGAAAAAAAUGUCGAUCUAAACCCGGUCAGGAGUAUGGGAACUAUAGAUACUCCCGAAACCGAAAUGAGAAAAAUCAGUCAUAUGAGUCAGCGGUCUUGCACGUCGUAUUUGAGUUCGUCAUCGACUACUAGUGGCCCGGAUCAGGAGAAUUCGAAAUUUAUUCCCGAAAAAUAUCACGAAGAUGUUGUUGGCUUACCACAAAGAAAAGUGAGAAAAAUGUCAGUGUUUGGGRAAAAUGGUAUAUAUUUAAAUUCAAGCGAAGAUGUUUUGAACGGAAGGGAAAGUGGACCGACGAGUAUGGAGACGAUGUUGGAUGACGAYGAGCACGCUGGGAAUGGGGUCAGCGGUACACGUGGAAGGGUUUCCCGGAUGUUAUCGGAUAUAAGCGUUAAAAGUGUGCAUUUUGAAGAUGAAAAAGARCCGAGUGUGAUUCUAGAAGAAUAUGACCCGAGUUAUUUGGAUGAUUAUGAAUACAGAAGACGAAAAUCUACCAUAUAAACUGAUUUAUAUUUUAACUUUUUUUUUUAUUAUCACUUGUACUUAAUUGAGCAUAUUUUAGCUUAGGCCUAAGGUUUUAAAAUAUCAGCYGGACAACAUAUCAUUCUCUCAAAAAAAAAACAACCUAUGUUUCACUAGACCAUUUCACGGACCCCGUUACUCAACCUCAGCCUCGUCAGCGUGUAAUUAUUCUUUAGAAUUUGACUACAAUCCGCAGUAAUGAAAGGAAUUUACACAUCAACGAACAAUUGAAACACUUAAC
Molecule: messenger RNA, 3394 nt
Organism: Actinia tenebrosa (Australian red waratah sea anemone)
Lineage: Eukaryota; Metazoa; Cnidaria; Anthozoa; Actiniaria; Actiniidae
Product: metabotropic glutamate receptor 4
Biological process (GO): G protein-coupled receptor signaling pathway
Cellular component (GO): membrane
Molecular function (GO): G protein-coupled receptor activity
Source: RefSeq, a predicted model, not a curated record